Ciona intestinalis (vase tunicate) is the source of this 2276-nucleotide messenger RNA. The record is from RefSeq and is a predicted model, not a curated record. NCBI's taxonomy places the organism in Eukaryota, Metazoa, Chordata, Ascidiacea, Phlebobranchia, Cionidae.
AUUAAGUAUAUAGGAAAUGUAAUGGCAACGUUUGGUGUUUGUAUAUAAAGUGUUAAUACCAAAGCAUGGAUGCCGAAGAUCAAACACAACAUGAAGUAGUGGAAAGCUCUCAUGAAGCUCUUCCAUCAAGCAACGAUGACACCAGCCAUCCUUCAAUAAGUGAACCUCAACCUACUGUUUCUUCACAAGAUGUGACCAUACCUGCUCCUAACUCCACUCAGGUUAGCCCAGUCUCUCUCCCCCCUGCAACAAAUGAUCAGCAGCGACCUGUGACGAUAAACAACCCAGAAGAUGUUCAUUUUCACCAGCAAACACAAAAUGAACUUCAUCUUCACCAGCAAACACAUAAUUUGCAUUACCACCACCACCACUAUCAUCAGCAAACAGUGCAAAACAUUUCACAGAAUGUAAACAUGCAACAGCAUCCGCAACAACAGAAUUUACAACAACAACAACAACAACAACCAAUCAACCCAAAUGAAGUUGACCAUCCCCCAUCCACAACUGUUAAUGCUCAAGCUUGUGUUGACAAAUUUAAAGUGCAGUCACGAAAAAAUACAGAUGAAGUUCGUGGAGAAGCCCUCUUGCCAGCUGGAGUUUUAGUUCCAGGUCGUAUCACCAAGCCUGUUCCACUCCUAAUAACCCUGGUCCGACAAAUAUUAGAUGAUGAAUGGAAGCUACAUAGAAACCAACGUGAGGACUUGCAACGUAUGUACACACCAGAAGGUUCUAUACAGAUUGAGGAACUGUUUGAUGUCGCAAAACAAGUGGCAAAACAAGAAGCAGAUAAGAAGUGUAAUACACCUGAAGCAAAGGCCAAGCAUGUAUUAAAGUACGGCAACAUUGUUUGUGUAGUUGGACUACCUGGGGUUGGUAAGAGCACUCUUUUAAAGAUGCUGAUCAACUGUAUUGAUGUAGAUAAAUCAGUCAAACCAGAUACACAGUUUUUGUUACAUGUCUCACUGAAGAAUUUUAACCCAAAGAAGAAAGUUUCUCUGUUGGAAUUUCUUUUAUAUGGCAAUUUGAGUGAGUGGAAUCAUUCUGAUGAAGAGAACAAAGCUUUGGUUCAUUUCCUGUACAACAAUCCAAAUGUUGUUAUUUUAAUUGAUGGAUGGGAUGAACUGUAUACAAAACAAGCCAACAAAAAGCUCCAUGCAUGUCAACUAGAUAGCAAGCAAAUCCCAGAGGUCUUUGUCAAGAACUUGUUGAUGGGCAAUCUUCUACCUUAUGCUGCGAAAGUUAUUACAUCAAGACCAGGUCAGUUUUACGAGCUUCACCCUGAUUAUCGACAAGGUUUGGUUUCUGAGGUGCGUGGUAUUGGUAAACCUGCAAAAAAAGAUCUUACUAAACAGAUCUGUGGUGAAGCCGGUCUUGAAAAUGUGGAGAAGCUAUUGGCAGAACGUCCAAACUUGGAUGCUUUGUGUUCAAUUCCAGUCCAUUGUAUUCAGAUUGUGGCUUGUCUCCAUUCAAGCGUGUCAUUGGGUCGGGAGAUCAACUCAAUGACUGAUGUGUUCAUUCAUACCCUUACCAACUACAAAGCUUCAGAUCACGUAAGAACAAAUAUGUCAGAACGGGCAAUUGGACAAGAAUUGGUUAAACUUGCUCACCUUGCAUACAAAGGGCUUGCUGAAAGAAAGCUGGUGUUUCAGCAAUCCGACUUUGAAGAAGUGGGAAUCAACGAACAAACUGUCGAUAUGUUCCUGCACACCUAUGUUGAGAAGUCCCAUCAUUUAAAAAUGAGAAUCUUGGAAGGAAAGAAACGAAGUUUCUUCACCCAUCUCACCUGGCACGAGUUUUUUGCAGCAGUGCAUCUAAUAUUGUUCAUUGCACAAGAAGAAUUCCGAAGAUGUAUGGACACUUUUAAAGAUCCCCAUUGGGUUGUAGUCACCAGAUUUUUAUUUGGUAUUUGUAACUCCACUUCAUAUGAAGACCUGAAAGUGAUUUUCCCAUCUUGGAUGAUUAAAGAUUACAAAGAGAAGAAGAAUAUUCUUAAGUCUUUAAUUACACUUGAAGAUCGAGAUGAUAUAAGUGAAGAUGUGAUCAGAUUGUCAGGUUGGGUGCAUGAAGCCAACGAUUCAGAAAUAUCACAAAAGUUUCAAGAGUGCAUGCCACAGCUUAUUAAGAUGAGGGCUCCCAGUUAUCCCACAGAAGCCUCUGAUGUUGUGUUCGCAUUCAACACCUUCACAACUCCUCACAACCUGAACCUCACUAUGCUUAGUUCAGAUAAUUCUUCAGCUGAAACUUUGCUUCGAGGAUUGCAUGGAAGUCAAACAUAA